Molecule: messenger RNA, 1798 nt
Organism: Saimiri boliviensis boliviensis (Bolivian squirrel monkey)
Lineage: Eukaryota; Metazoa; Chordata; Mammalia; Primates; Cebidae
Source: RefSeq, a predicted model, not a curated record
UACGGGGGGCUAGGGCUUCAAUAUAUGAAUUUUUGGAGACCACUGUUCAGCCCAGGAACCCCCUCUUGCCACCCAGUACUGGGGAUGCUGGGGAAGAGCAAAGAAGAGGCCAGGGGUGCGGAGGACACUGGCUUACUCAGACCGCAGAUGCUGGGCCUUCUGUGCACCGGCCUCAGGGAGCUAAGGGGCUUUCCAGAACCCUGGGCCUGUGGGACAGCUGCCUCCGCCACACAGGUGCACUCCACAUCAUGGAAUUGCUGGUCAUUUGGACCUGAGCCUGGGGCAUGUGGAGGGAGGGUGGCCGUCAGCACACCAGGCACCUUGCUCAAAGCUGCACCCUACCUCACUGGUCUACCCAAUCCUCAGGCCCGUGUGAGGUCCAAGCCUCUUGGGGCCCAGAACCCGUCAAGUCCUUUGUCUUUUUGCCCCAGGCUGGGGGCUGGUUUUUAGAGCACUGCCAGGUCUCACUGACAGGACACAGAACUUGGGACCACCCAGGUUGGUCCUGGGCCCACGGGAACUCCCCCCGAGGCAUGUGCCUUCGCUCCUGUCUGCAAAGACGCCACCUCCUUCCAGAAGGGACUCCGGGUGCACUACUCAGGGCAUUGACUUGAAGUUGACCCGUGUGAAGCUUCAAAGCUUUGUGGGGCAAAGGGCCCCCCGGGGAGAGGGCUUCCGCUGAGGGAUGCUUCCUCACCUGCCCCCUCUCCCUCAGCGCCAGGGCUGUCCCCAUGUGCCCUGUUUUCAUGGCACAUCGGGACCAUUUUCCCUCGUUCUGAAAAAGGAAACACAAACUCUACACAGCCAAUUCUCCACCACUAAGGAGACUGUGUGGCUGUGACCAGUGAGUACAGUGACUCGUUACAGCCAAAGGAGAGUGGCAACCCCCAGCUCCUCCCAGCCCACAGAGCUGCCCCACACACAGGCAGACACUCCCACCACCUUCCCUGGCCCAGGCUUCAAUGCAGGAGCCCUCUCCUCCCCCCACCGCCCCGCCAAGCUUGUGGUUGCGGUGCCUUAUCCCUCCAUGAUGGAAAUGGACGGUCGGGUUAAAGGGAUACACGUGUGGACCCUGCCUCUGUGCACUCAGCCUCCUCUGAGUGCCCCUGCGUGCCAGGCGGUGCACAGAGGUGGGGAACACUCAGCUGUGGCCCAGAGCACCUCCUCCCAUCGAGGAACGGAAAGACGGUGGCUCCCGCAGGGCCGUGGGGACAAGGGCAGAGGCCUCUGGCACACAGGAGGGAGGGAAGGAAGAGAGCACUCAGGACCUCCUCCUGAUGGCAAACCAUCUGAGUUAAAUGAAAUGUCCUGCUUGUCCCUGCUCGGGCACGUGUGGUUUGCAGUGGACCCUCACCCACCACUGUGGCCGGGUUAGAGGCCGGCUACCUGCAAAAUGCAUUUUUGCAGCCCCCACAAAGGUGGGCAGGCCGGCCCUCAUUGAAUGCGGGGUUAAUUUAACUCAGCCUCUGUGUGAGUGGAUGAUUCAGGUUGCCAGAGACAGAGCCCUUAGCUUGGCAUGGGAGGUGGCUCCCCUGUCAGCCCUGAGUUCAUCUGAGGUUGGCUUGGAAGGUAUGGGCACCAUUUAGCCCAGUUCUUAAAGCUCUUAAGAGAGCAGCAGGAAUGGGCUGAACGGAGACAAUAACUGCAUCAAAGGCCCCUUUCAGGGCCAGACCUGCCCCUCACACCCUGUGCUGCUCUGCCCCCGCCCGCCCAUGAGGGGUGAGAGUCAGGCGACCUCGUGCCAAGUGUAGAAAGGAGCAGACGAGGUCCAGGCUACGACAUCACCACGCGGGGCGGA